AUGAAGCCUCUCUUGCUGCUACUGAGCGUCGCUGCUCUUAUCAGCUCUUCAUCUUAUCUCCCUGUUUCCAUUGCUGGAAGACCGCCGCUGGUGCAUGAAACAGAUAACUUUCACUAUUAUGCUGUCAAAAUACAUGAUCCAACCUUGGCCAGCCCAGAAGAGAUUGCUCAUCACCUCGGAGUUCAGUAUGUAGGCCAGGUUGGAGAACUGGCUAACUAUCAUCUCUUCAGCUACCCUAAAUCCUCUUUACCUGUCAAAAAACGAGCGGACGAAAAUGACAUUACAACUACAAAUGAAGAUCAAAAUCAGGAAGACAUCGUGGUCAGGCGUUAUAAUGAUCUUCGGCAAUCUAGAGCAUUUCAUCAUGAAUUGAUGAUGAGAAAAAAGCGUAGCAUUGUUGGCAGGCUAUCAUCAUCACCACUGGGACCAAUUCAGAAGCAGGAGCUGAGGCAACGAAUAAAGCGAGCUAUGGUCAUCGAACCCAGGGACGAGUAUGUUCGUGGCGAACCACAACCUGCUGAUGGAAUUGCAGCUCACUUCCAGAUCCAGGACCCUGGGUUUAUAUAUCAAUGGCACUUGCAUAAUACUAAACAGCCAGGAAACGAUAUUAAUGUGACAGGUGUAUGGGAACAAAACAUUACAGGAAAGGGCACCAUUGUGGCUAUUAUUGACGAUGGUUUGGAUGCAAACAGUCAGGACUUGGCAGUUAACUUUUACGCCAAAGGCUCGUAUGACUUUAAUGACAACGUGAACAUCCCUCUACCUCAGCUUGAUGACGACAAUCACGGAACCAGAUGUGCAGGAGAGAUUGCAGCGUCCAGAAACGAUCUCUGUGGAGUAGGUGUUGCAUGGGAUGCCAAGGUAGCAGGUCUCCGCAUCCUUUCCGGACCGAUUACAGAUGCUCAGGAAGCAGAAGCACUCAAUUAUAACUUCAAUGAGACUCAAAUCUAUUCAUGCAGUUGGGGUCCACCUGAUGAUGGCAUGUCAAUGGAUGGACCGACUGGGAUGUUGUUGGAUGCAUUCAUCAAUGGAGUCGAUAAUGGCCGUCAGGGCAAGGGCAGUAUCUUCGUCUUUGCGACCGGAAACGGAGGCAGAGCGGGUGAUAACUGCAACUUUGAUGGCUAUACCAACAGUCGAUACACAAUCUCGAUCGGCGCUAUCACUAGAACGAACGAACAUCCCCUCUACUCAGAAGCGUGCUCUGCACAGCUUGGAGUAACCUAUAGCUCUGGAGACAACAGUUGGAUUUACACAUGCGAUAUCGGGAAGAGAAACUGCUUUGCAAACCAUAGCGGCACAUCCGCAGCCGCACCCAUUGCUGCAGCCAUCUAUGCUCUUUUGUUAGAAGUCAGACCGGACUUGAAUUGGCGCGAUGUGCAGUAUAUCACUGUCCAUACUGCCAUCCCCAUAGACGAAGAAGAUCCUGAUUGGGCUGAGACGUCUGUGGGCCGUUUAUUCAAUCACAAGUAUGGAUAUGGAAAACUGGAUGCCUAUGCAAUGGUGGAGUAUGCGAAGACAUGGGUAUCUGUUGGACCCCAAGUCACAUACGAAUCGCCUGUCAUCACUGUGGAUGGCGAUAUUCCUUCUGGAGAUGACGACAACGUAGGCAGAACUGGACAGAUGGGUUUACCUUCAGUUUUUGAAGUUACAGAGGCUGCACUAAAGGAGGUCAAAUUUGGCACAUUGGAGCAUGUCACUAUCACAGUGAACAUUGAGCACACAUAUCGUGGUGAGGUCGAAAUCGAGCUUAGAAGUCCUGAUAGCAUCAUAUCGAAGUUGGCUGUGGCCAGACCACAGGACAAUUCUACAAAUGGCUUUGUGAAUUGGACUUUCAUGACAGUAAAGCACUGGGAGGAAUCCCCCAUUGGUCCAUGGACUUUGACGGUGUACGAUCGCUCAAAUCCUGAGAAGACAGGAACCUUUAUCAAUUGGAAGUUGGGACUUCAUGGCGAAAUUGAAAAUGGACAUGCCAACGUAACACUACCACCUGCCCCAGCUCCACCACCAGCUCAACCCACAACUUCUGCUGCUGUUCCAGAAAAGACUGAACUGCCACCGAAUCCGGGUAAGAACCCCGACAAGUCAGAGGGCAACGGUGGCGAUGAAGGCGUUAAGAUUAGCCCAUUCAUCUACAUAAUGUUUGGGGGCAUGUUUGUUGCUAUUGGAGCCGCACUUUUCUUGAUGUAUCGACAUCGGACCAACCCUAGGAAUGUUUUUGGUGGUGGCUUCAAUGAUGAAGAGGCUGGUCAGCGUGGAGGAUUAUUGGGUCGUCGUGGUGACUAUGAGUUUGAUGAGUUACCGACACAUGACUUAGGUGAUAGUGAUGAUGAUGAUGACGAUGACCAUAUGAACCCAGAUUCCCGUCGAAUUGUGUUUGACAGAAGCCAUAUUGAGGCGGCUGAAAAUGCAGCAAAGAUGAAGGAGCAAAAGACCAGCCAAACUCCUCGGGGUAUAGGCACAUCCAGCCCCUUAUCCAGUGGGGAAGAGAUUGAACGGGAGAGCAGUUUUGAGGUGGCAGGGGUAGAAGGGGGAUAUGAGGAUGAGGAUGAGGAUGAGGAUGAGGAUGAAGAUGAUGAGGAUGCAGAAAAUCAUCCUGGUGGACCAGCAUCCAAGGUUAAGGGUGAUAGUUGGGACGAGUUUAAUACUCUGGUGAAGAUUAAAGAUAGCAAGCAGACAUUCCAUUAAUACAUCAUAGAGUAUAAAGGAUAAGAAAAAAAAAAAGCCGCACUCUGCUCCGUCUCCAUAAUGCUUUUAAUACAGU
Messenger RNA from Lobosporangium transversale, 2761 nucleotides. Its product is annotated as peptidase S8/S53 domain-containing protein. Gene Ontology annotation, cellular component: trans-Golgi network; Golgi membrane. The transcript is spliced from 7 exons. Bases 1 to 2685 code for a protein of 894 amino acids. Gene Ontology annotation, molecular function: serine-type endopeptidase activity. The record is from RefSeq and is a predicted model, not a curated record. Lineage: Eukaryota; Fungi; Mortierellomycota; Mortierellomycetes; Mortierellales; Mortierellaceae. Gene Ontology annotation, biological process: protein processing.